Molecule: messenger RNA, 941 nt
Organism: Elaeis guineensis (African oil palm)
Lineage: Eukaryota; Viridiplantae; Streptophyta; Magnoliopsida; Arecales; Arecaceae
Source: RefSeq, a predicted model, not a curated record
CGCCCUCUCAACCACCGCUCCCUCCCUAUAUUCCCCUAACCCUCUCCAUUGCACCACCUUGGCUCACCUUCCACUCCUCCCCCCAUGGGAAACUUCGUUUCCUGCCAGGAAGCGGAUGGCGGCGGCGGCUGCGGCGGUAGCGGCGGCGGCGGUUGGGGGAAGAUCGUGCUGACCAACGGUACGGUCCACGAGUUCGACCGCCCGAUCUCUGUGGCCGAGCUCAUGCUCGAGCACCCGAGGCGGUUUGUAGUUGAAAUGCACUCGCUCUCCGCCGGCGCGACAAGCGUGACCCCGUUGCCGGCCGACCACACGCUGGACCCCGGCAAUGCCUACCUCAUGUUCCCGAUGACUCGUGGGAAGCUGUCGGCCGACGAGACCCGAAAGAUCCUGUCGCUGGCUCGAUCGGUGCUGCGGUCGCAGGCUCCACCAUCUUUAGCUAAGAAACUUAGCCUGGUUACUGGCAUUUGCAUGGCAGAUGUUGCGGUGAAAGAAAUGAAGGAGAUGGCCGAGAGAAAAGAUGACAAGUUGAUGGAGAGAGAGGAGAAGGUGGGAGGGAUCGAAUGGUCGCCGGAGGUCUUCGGGCCCGAGCCGGAGUUUCUCAGCAGGCAGUUUUCGACCAAGGGGUGGAAGCCAAGUCUACGUACCAUAGAGGAGAAGGCCUUGGUGAGGAAGGUGUCUCACUGGUUGUUCUGACGAGACCGGCGAGUUGACUCGACCCGUUAGCCACGUGUCGAUAUUUCAUAGGGUUGUGUGUAGAAAAAUGAAGAAACAUACCUGUUAGAAUAUCAUGCAUAGAGGGAAGAAAUGUUUGCCGCUUAUUACGCCAGUUACCAUGCUCGUAUUAUGACCUUUCUAGGUUAUAAAAAUUGGGAGUCAAUAUAUGCGGCUUGAGAUAAGCCUAUUAGUUCCUAAUUUGUAUGCAGGUGCUAUACCACACUUUA